AGUACCCGGCAGGACUUUAGAACCGCAGGCGUCAAGAUGGCGGACGAACGAAAAGCUCGACCCUUCCCGUUCAUAACAUGGAUUUGUCUCACUUUAUUUGGUCUUUUGAUUAUUUUUGUUGCUGUGUUCGAAGAGCAUAGCGAGGGCAAGCCAGCGGCCGCAGCGCUCCGCACAGUGUACAGUUACUGGAUGCAAGUGAGGAAGUCAGCAUAUACCUUACUUUUUGGAGGGGCUGUUUUGGUUUAUAUUUAUGGCCUUGCUAUGGGGGAGCGCCGAGAAGCUACUGCUGCACCUGAGGCCACACCCAGUCAAACAAAACAGGAAGUAAAAGAGAUAAAAAGUAAAGUUUCAGCUACCCUGAGGAUUUUUUAUGCCACGCAGACUGGUACAGCCAAGAAAUUCUCUGAAGAGCUAAUGAAAAUAUCAAUGCAACAAGGAAUGGAUUGCAGCUGUGAGAAUUUGCAAGGUUAUGAAGCAGAGGAUAAUCUAGCCAAUGAGAAAUCUACCUGUGUGUUCAUUGUGCCAACAUACACUGACGGCAAGCCUCCAAGGGGUGCAGAGUGGUUUUACAGCUGGCUAGAGGACUCAACCAAUGACUGCCGUGUGUCAAAGUCACUACUUAGUCAAAUUAACUAUGCUGUGUUUGGCUUAGGAAAUUCUUCUUACGAGGGUCAGUUUAACUUGGUUGCCAAAAAUAUUGACAAAUGGCUUUCAUCUUUGAGUGCGAAGAGGGUGAUGCCUGUAACACUUGGAGAUGAGAACACAGUUAACAGCAGACAUGGAGGUCUUGAAGCCGAUUUUCAAGUGUGGUGCAAAACAUUUUUUUCACUUGUUAAAUCACACACAUUAUGUGAGUGUGGAAAACAAGAAACCUGUCAGGAAACAAGCAAGUCUCAGGAAGAAACAUCUCAAGCACAGUGUGACUACGAGAGUACAAGUGAUGGAGAUUCUGAGGAUGAGGAUACAGCUGAUGGCCUUGUUGAUAUGGAAGAUCUUGGUCCUGCCGUCCAAAAAAUUAAAAAAGCAAAGAAGCAAAGGGAGAUAGAGGAGGAUUCUCAUAAAAACACAGUUGCUAAAGAGAUGGUUACACCAGUGAUUCGACAGUCACUUACCAAGCAAGGUUACAAGAUAAUAGGAUCACAUUCGGGAGUGAAGAUUUGUAGGUGGACCAAGUCAAUGCUACGUGGCCGGGGAGGCUGUUAUAAGCACACAUUCUAUGGUAUAGAAAGCCAUCGCUGUAUGGAAACCACCCCAAGUCUUGCAUGUGCCAAUAAGUGUGUUUUCUGUUGGAGACAUCACACUAACCCUGUGGGCACAGAAUGGCGUUGGCAGAUGGAUGAUCCUCAGAUGAUUGUUGAAGGCGCAAUGCAGAACCACUACAACAUGAUAAAACAGUUCCGAGGUGUCCCUGGUGUCAAGCCUGAGAGGUUUGAAGAGGGCAUGAAGAUUAAGCACUGUGCUCUAUCACUCGUUGGGGAGCCUAUUAUGUACCCAAAAAUUAAUGAGCUCAUCAAGCUCCUGCAUGGACAUGGCAUCUCUUCAUUUCUUGUCACAAAUGCACAGUUUCCGGAUGCUAUAAAGGACCUCCUACCAGUGACGCAGCUUUAUGUCAGUGUUGACGCAGGCACCAAAGAAAGCCUGAAAAAGAUUGACCGCCCACUCUUUAGGGAUUUCUGGCCUCGGUUUCUCGACAGCCUUAAAGCCCUAGCAGAUAAGGGUCAAAGGACUGUCUACCGCUUAACACUUGUCAAGUCAUGGAAUGUUGAAGAGAUACAGUCAUAUGUAGAGCUUGUGUCUCUUGGAAAACCUGACUUCAUAGAGGUUAAAGGUGUGACAUACUGUGGCGAGUCCAAGGCAUCGACACUGACAAUGGCUAAUAUCCCUUGGCACCAGGAGGUUGUAGGGUUUGUACGGAAGCUUGAAGACCAGCUACCAGAUUAUGAACUAGCCUCUGAGCAUGAGCAUUCCAACUGUGUGCUUCUUGCUCACAAGAAGUUCAAGGUCAAUGGUGAAUGGCAUACAUGGAUUGAUUAUACCAAAUUCCAUCAGCUGAUAGAAAAAUAUGAGGAGAGCAAUGGCGAGGAGACCUUCACAUCCGCUGACUACAUGGAAAGGAACCCUGAAUGGUCUGUUUUUGGGCACUCACAGCGAGGCUUUGAUCCUGAGGAGACUCGGUGGUACCGCAAGAACCGAAAAGAUAUCAGUGGAUGCUGAUGUGAUUGACUUCUCAGGGAAUCAGAGGCAGUUACAUGCCUGGGAGGGGAGCCACCUACACACAUCCUUGACUUAUUUCUUAUUGAAGGAUCAUCCUUUUUCCAUAUGAUAUCUAUCACUGCACAGCUGCCCUUACACUCUCUCUUCCAUAAAGAAAAAGAAAAAGGAUAAGAGCAGUUAACCUUACAGUACUUUUAUCUUAAGAAUGGUCAGCAUUACACUUUUGUACAAAAUCAAAGUCAAACUUUAGACCAUUCAUUUUGCUCUUCCAUAGCAAUUACUGGAGGGUGAGAUAUGUGGCUACUGAUCACAAAACAUGGACAAAUGUUUCUGUUCAAAUAUUUUCAAUGACUUGUGAAUGCAUGUUGCUGCUCCAGCUAGGCUAUUUAUAUUUGGUUGAGGGUGUACCAUGUUUUUUAAAACAUAGAGAUAGCUGUUGUUACAAUAUUUCAAUUGUGCUUCCUCGCUCUGGAUGGUUUAAAGAGAAAAAACGCUAAUAAAAUACUCAAUAAUGGUG
Messenger RNA from Nematostella vectensis (starlet sea anemone), 2731 nucleotides. RefSeq names its product S-adenosyl-L-methionine-dependent tRNA 4-demethylwyosine synthase TYW1. The record is from RefSeq and is a predicted model, not a curated record. Gene Ontology annotation, molecular function: FMN binding; catalytic activity; 4 iron, 4 sulfur cluster binding. The transcript has 19 exons. Gene Ontology annotation, biological process: wybutosine biosynthetic process. Bases 37 to 2214 code for a protein of 725 amino acids. NCBI's taxonomy places the organism in Eukaryota, Metazoa, Cnidaria, Anthozoa, Actiniaria, Edwardsiidae.